AUGUUGUUCCCGUCACCUUCACCGCCACCACCAUCACGACCUGAUAUGAUGUCGAAUGUCAAACCCCUCGUAAAGGCUCAUGCGAGAGCCAUGGAGGAAGAUGGAUGGCAAACUAACCCUGGCACCACUCCGAUGAGCAGUAGCAGUAAGAAGGAUACAUCAGGUGAAACAACGGACUUAUCUCAACAAGGGAGAGCUUCAAGCCCAGAAAGCUUCGUGAGCGGCGCCGAUUCAGCCACAGAUAAAGAAAGUAACGACCCGUCAAAAACUGUUCAGCUGAAGUCAACGCUGGAAGAUGACGGGAGAGAAAAGCGCACAGCCGAAGACGCCGACGAGAUCGGGCAAUACGAGGGCUGGGUAGAGGAAGCCCGGGGAAUGCAAAGAGGCCUGCUCAAAUAUGGACCACCAGUUCCGGCUAAAACAGGCCUGUUCAGAUAUGGAUCACCAGUUUCGGCUAAAAAAGUCCUGCUCCGAUAUGGUCCACCAGCUUUCGCUAAAUAUUGGAUUCAGAUUGCGAAUGGUGUCAAGACAGCCAUCACCUCAGGGGACAUGCAGAAUCUCUCUCUGAACAGGCCUGGAGAAGAACGCAAGGCAUGUGAGGGAUACCGUAAGGGACCCCAUGUUGUCCCGGAAGGAUCCAUCGUCUCUGUUCUUGGCGUCGGCUGGGAAUAUGGCGAUAAUGAAAAGGAUCCGAUCGGUUUACUGAACCCAAUGAACUGGGGGACAGGAAGACGACAGCCUUAUACGCUGGUUAAAGUCAAGAUGCACGUACCAAGUGACGAUCAUUCACCAGGGGAGCAUACCGUCAGCUGGGAGACUAGAUCAACUAUCGAAAGAAUAAUGGGCAAAGAAAAGAUUACUCUAGGCAAAAGCGUCGAGCUGGAUGGGAAAGUUCUUUUUGAAAAGUCACAGCCAAUUGGAAAAUCCGAUGCAUAUAUUAUUAUGGCGGCGGUGCGAUGCGAAGUACGGUACAGAGGGUGGAUGGACGAAAAACGGGAAGCUAGUUGCUAG
Messenger RNA from Neoarthrinium moseri, 1011 nucleotides. RefSeq lists its product as uncharacterized. NCBI's taxonomy places the organism in Eukaryota, Fungi, Ascomycota, Sordariomycetes, Amphisphaeriales, Apiosporaceae. The record is from RefSeq and is a predicted model, not a curated record. The transcript has a single exon. The coding region runs from base 1 to 1011 and encodes 336 amino acids.